AUGUAUAUAAUUCUUUCUUUUUCUUUGUACUUCUUUUUUCUCCCACUUCUAUCUAUCUAUCUAUCUAUCUCUUUUCUAUAUCUAUCAAUUUCUAUCUCCCUCUUGACAGAUCUUCUUCCUUCAAGCAACAUACCAACUUCCAAGACAUGGGAAACCUCAUCCCUAACUUCUUGUCUAUACUUUGUCGUAAUUAUUCUCCUUGAAUUCUUUAAAUGUUCCUCCAAACUUGUUUCCCUUCUCUGGACUUUCCAGUUUCUCCUUUCCAACUCGUCUCUCCUUUUCAUAACUGCCUCUGGCCCUCAUACUUACCCAUCACAAUCUAUUCACAAUAUACCUCUAUCUAUCUGCCUCUCUCCCCAUGUACAUGAAUCGACCUCAGCCUCUUCCUACUCCUCCAUUCCUGUUCAAUUGUCAUCUCGCCUCUUUCUCUCUCUCUCCUUGAAUCCUGUUCAAUUGUAUUGUCAUCUCUUCUCUCUCUCCUUGAAUCCUGUUCAAUUGUAUUGUCAUCUCUUCUCUCUUCUCUCUCUCUCCUUGAAUCCUGUUCAAUUGUAUUCUCCUCUCCUCUCUCUCCUUCACUUCUGUUCAAUUGUCAUCCCCUCACUCUCUCUCUCCUUCACUCCUGUUCAAUUGUCAUCUCCUCUCUCCUUGGAUCCUGUUUAA
This is a messenger RNA of Acanthosepion pharaonis, 660 nucleotides long. NCBI's taxonomy places the organism in Eukaryota, Metazoa, Mollusca, Cephalopoda, Sepiida, Sepiidae. The record is from the annotation of a GenBank genome assembly.